AUACAAACAGAAUUUUUCAAAAAAAGGAGGAGAAAAAAUUGUAUACAAAGUGUUCAAGUGAAGUCCAUUAAAAAUUAUAAUACAAUAUAGUAUCAAUCUACAUAUCGAGAGUGCAUUGUAUAGAGAAGGAUGUCGAAAAUAUAUAAAGCAGUGAUUUCAGUGGUGCAAACUCUAGAUUUUGCAAUGGAGAAAAUUACUAGUAAUAUUAACAUAAAACGCAGAAGAACACACUCGAGCAAAAUGACUGAUGGUGAAGAAGGCGAUAUUGAGGAAGAAAGUGAAAUCACAUCAGAUACAUGCGUGCUACUUAAUUCCGGAAUUUCGUCUAAAACUGACGUUAUAAUCGAACAAAAAGAACCACCAUGGGUGACAGCAAUGCAAAUGUUUAUUCCUUUUCUUCUUGCUGGAUUUGGAAUGGUAGCCGCAAGUUUACUAUUAGAUAAAGUUCAACAUUGGCCAGUGUAUCAAAAUGUUACAGAAGUCUAUAUAUUAGUACCUGCUCUUCUAGGCUUGAAGGGAAACUUGGAAAUGACGUUAGCCUCUAGAUUAUCGACACAUGCUAAUUUAGGUCAUUUAGACACUAAAAAACAAAAAAUAAGCUUAAUUACAGGAAAUCUUGCCUUAAUCUUGUGCCAAGCCAUUGUCGUUGGAUUUCUAGCUUCAGUGGCUGCUGUUAUAUUUGGAUGGGUACCUACAGGAGUGAUUAAUGUGAAACAUGCUCUACUGUUGUGUGCCAGUAGUAUUGUUACAGCUUUUGGAGCUAGUUUUAUACUUGGAAUUGUUAUGGUCGGGGUUAUUAUAUUUUCAAAAUAUUGUAAUAUUAACCCAGACAACGUGGCAACACCUAUAGCUGCAAGUUUAGGUGAUCUUACAACAUUAGCUUGUUUAUCUUGGUUAGCAUCUAUCUUCUAUCAUACGAUGGAUACGCAUCCAUACUUAACUUCCAGUUCCAUAAUCAUAGGAUUAAUCUUAGUACCUAUGUGGGCGUGGAUAGCCAGUCAAAAUGAGCAUACUCAUAAAGUACUUUUCAGUGGAUGGAGUCCGGUAAUUACGGCUAUGAUUAUCAGUAGUGUAGGUGGUUUAAUUUUAGAUUUCACGGUAUCCCAGUUUAAAGGAGUCGCAGUUUUUCAACUAGUCAUUAAUGGUGUCGGUGGUAACCUUGUCGCUGUUCAAUCAAGUAGGAUCUCAACAGAACUUCACAGUAUUGCACAACCGGGUCAUUUGCCUAAUCAUAUGCAAGUAUGCAUUAGUCCAUGUUCAGCUCUAUGUGAUAAAAAAGAAACGAGUCAUGCCGGUACUGCUCAAAUGUUGCUAUUAAUGGCAAUACCGGGACACUUAAUAUUUUCUUAUACUAUCAGUUACUUAGAGGCAGGUCAUACAUCGCUUACAUUUAUUUUUAUCGUGGUGUACUUGACAGCCGCGUUAUUGCAAGUAUUUAUGUUGUUAUACAUUGCCCAAAUUAUGACACUGAAUAUGUGGAAAUUAGGUAUUGAUCCUGACAAUUCUGCCAUUCCUUAUCUAACGGCAUUAGGUGAUUUAUUGGGAACUCUGUUACUCGGAAUCGCCUUUCACUUUCUCUAUAUCAUCGGGGACAAGGACAGCGAUGUUGGAGAUUAAAAUAUUUUUACGCCAUUUUUGGGGCCAUAUACUUAGAUAUUUUGUGAUCCUCUUUUACUGUACAAAUCCUGUUAAAAUCAAAGAAAUUGAAAAAUUUAGGUGCUAUUUAAUAAAUUUUUUUCUAUUGAA
Molecule: messenger RNA, 1746 nt
Organism: Phyllotreta striolata
Lineage: Eukaryota; Metazoa; Arthropoda; Insecta; Coleoptera; Chrysomelidae
Source: the annotation of a GenBank genome assembly